CCACCUUCUCAGGGCGGCUCACGCUGCACAUACACACACAUACACACCUGCCUGCCUGUCGCUCUCUCUUUCUCUCUCCCUCUCCCUCUCCCCUCCCUCUCUCUCUCUCUGUCUCUGUCUCUGUUUCUCUCUCGCUUCCGUCCCUCUCCCUUCACUUUGCAUCGCGUGCACACAUCCACCUGCCCUUCUCCCAUUCAUUACUAGCCCCUCCCCCAACUUCCCUCCCUCCCUCCCUCCCUCUCUUACUCUAUUUUUACCUCUAAAAAGGAACACCUGUCCGGCCUUCCCUCUACCCUCCCUCCCGCCAUCGCCUCGUGAUCGGGGCGGGGAACACCUGCUCUCGAUCUCGCAUCUGUGAUGAAAGAACCGGAUCUGGAAUGACCUCGUGACGGCGUCCGGCGAAGGACCUCCCCCGCCUCCUUCUCCUCCUCCUCCUCCUCCUACACCAUUUUUGUCCCUCUCCCGAAAAAGAAGAAAAUAAAGAGGUGUGCGUGUCUCCGAAGGAUGUGUUGGGUUCACCUGCGCUGUCGAUGCUGAGUGAGUCCAGCCUCGUCGUCGUGGCCGCUGCCGUGAGGAAGUGAGUGGCUCCGUAGAGUACGGUGGGUCGUGUGUCAGCGAAUGAAAGCAAAUUGAAGCAAGCGGAGGAAAGCAAAGCAAGCAAGCAAUCGAGCAGGCAAGGUCUAAGUGAAGGGGGCCCGCUCCGAGCCCUUGCUCCUCCCACCCCCCCUCCCCCCUUGGCCCCUCCCCCUUCCCCGCAGCGCCAGCGGCCCAUCAGCGGCGCGGAGUUGUGUCGCGGAGGGAGAUAAGUGCGGUGAUAGUGCUGGCUGUGACGACACGUGACGUCUUGAAGGCGCCGAGUCGGUUAACCCAAGGAUAACGCGCGAGAGCGAGUGUCAGCCGAAGCGAUCCUUCCAAAAUAUCGGAUCGGCAGAGCGCCUUGGCCCAGGCCUCGUGCGGCAGCGUGUGUGACGGUAGUGUAACGGGGGAGCGCAGUGAUAACGGCGCCAGGCAGUGGCCGAGCGAGGCACAGGCGGAGGUAACGGUCGCUGGCUGUAAGAGAAGCCACUUAGUUGCUCCUGCUUGCUGCUGGCUGCCUGCACCACCUUCGUCGACUCUCACCUUUGCUCUUUGGCUGCUACUGCCUCCACGUCUCUCCGUAGGCUUGUCUACACCGCGCUCUCUGGCCUCGCCUCGCCUCGCCUCCCCUGCCCUCUCCUCCCUUCUCUCCGUCCCGUUAUCGUAGUCCCUCCUUUCACCUUCGUUUUAGCGCCCCUUCCUUUCGUCCCGCGGCAUUGUCCUACGCCUUCCCUUCGCCUGCCCUUUAUUCCGAGUCUGAGGCGUGCGCCUGAGGUGUUCUUCUGAAGUGCUUCCCUCCGGUGUUCAGUGAAUGUGCAAGCACCAUAUCCCGCGCACUGUAUGCACCGCAUGACAGUGCCUGAUCCCGCGGUCCGCUACACCCAGCCCCGUCCACUUACCUUCUGAGGGUGGAAGGUGGAAGGUAGGACGUGCGCGUCCUUGGAGGUGUCCUUUGUGGCGGACCUGUAGGGUGAGUGGCCAGCCCUAACCCUUAGCGCGUGUGGCCAGCCCCAGCCCUGAUCCUGGAACGGUGAGGUGCACAAGUGAGCGUUCGGCGUGCGAGAGGAAGACCGAGGAAGUGAGAGAAGGAGAGAGAGAGAGAGAGAGAAUCGCAGGCGUCGGAAGUGGUGGGAGUGAUCCGCGUGUCGCAGCGAGCACACAAACCCCACCAUAUUGGAGACCUGAAUACCGCUCUGUGUUAAGCGCAUUGUGUGUGUCUGUGUAAGAUCCUCAUUAUCUCUGCCGCAAAGGAGAAAGAUAAAAGAAUAAAAAGAAUUAACAGUGAGAUUAGAUAGCCAACCUGGUGGAUCAGGUGUUGUUUGUGCAAGAUUUGAGGUUUGUGUCCAUGCAGAUAUAAGUGAAUCUCGGGGGAAAUAGAAUGUGGAGAGAGAAAAAGGCAUAGAAUUAUACAAAAUUGGUGCAAAACAGUGUUAUCCUCCUGGCUAUACCCGGAGUAAGGCCAAACCACACCCAUUUUACCCCCCCUUACCCCCCCUGCCUCCUACUCUUCUUAAUAAGUCUAUCAGUAACACAAGCCAAGAGGACUCGAACCAUGGCUUGGCAAGGCAGGUGAAUAAUUGAAGAAAGAAAAAAAAACGAGGAAAAAAAGAGAAAAUAAAAGAAAAUCAAAAGAAUCGUACAAACAGGAAAGCUGCCUGGCCUAUGCUGGACCCCAACUUCUUCACAGGAGCGACGCUGUGGUACGGUGGUAAGCGGUGUGGGAGUGGUGGCGGUGGGGGCUCAGCGGCAGCAGCAGCAGCGGCAGCAGCAGCAGCAGGAGGAGCAGCAGUAGGUGUCAGGCGGUCGCCCCGCUACGCCACCCAACAGUCUUCCGCGUCUGCAGCGUCUGUGGGCAGACCAAGGAGACAUCACACUCGGCCUCUUCACACGCACCACCACAACACUAAGCAUAAGGGAGGAAAGACUAGCACUGGAUCCGGUCAGGGCGGUGCAAGCACCAACAACGCAUCCUCACAAAAGCUUGACAACGGUGGUGGCGGUGGAGUAGACACCAACCAACAGCACGACAACGCCUCCAACAACCUCACCACCAACAACGCAACCGGCCGCCACAACCACCACGAAGCCCCCCCACCCUACUCAACUAGGUCCUCCGCUGCCGCCGCUGCUGCCGCACCUCACCAUCACCACAAUCAUCACCAUAAUCACCAUCACCACCACUCCAACCAGCGCCAUAGCUCACGAGGCCCUCGUCGUAACCGGAUGAGUAUGGGGCAAAAAGUCACAGGUGGUAUGAAGUCAGUGGGUCGGGGAGAGGGCGGGUCUCUACAACCUCGCCUGACCCGGGAGCUAGCCAUGUCCCCCGACUACACCAGGCCCAAACGGCUGGACCUCCUCCUCGACAUGCCUCCCGUCCCUCGAGAUACAUCUCUCAAGCACGCGUGGAAUGCAGAUGAUAGGUCGCUUAACAUCUUCGUCAAGGAGGACGACAAGAUGACGUUCCACCGGCAUCCAGUAGCCCAGAGUACAGACUGUAUUCGAGGGCGAGUAGGAUACACGAGGGGCCUUCACGUGUGGGAGAUCAACUGGUCCACCCGGCAACGUGGGACUCACGCAGUAGUUGGAGUAGCAACAGCAGAAGCUCCUUUACAUUCUCAAGGCUACCAGAGUUUGGUGGGCAGCAACGACCAGUCAUGGGGCUGGGAUUUAGGACGAAAUAAGUUGUACCACAAUGCUAAGCAGGGCAACUCAGGCAUUACAUAUCCUUCUCUAUUAAACAAUGACGAGACUUUUGUCGUACCAGAUAAAUUUUAUGUUGUUCUUGACAUGGACGAAGGCACUUUGGCAUUUGUUGUGGAAGGCCAGUACUUGGGGGUAGCGUUCCGAGGGUUGAAAGGCAAGAAGCUGUAUCCUAUUGUCUCGGCAGUGUGGGGUCACUGCGAGAUCACGAUCAGAUACAUAGGCGGCCUAGAUCCGGAACCCCUGCCACUGAUGGACUUGUGUCGGCGUGUGAUACGACAGGCGGUUGGAAAACAGCGCCUCUCGCGAAUUGAGGAGCUCAAUCUUCCACUCUCUAUCACGCAGUACCUUUUGUACCACGACCGCAGGUGAUAGUCGGAGGCAGCUGGCCCAAUUCCUGCAGCCCCUCCACAGCUAGCCAUCAGGCCCCCCAUCCUCCGCACCUCUGAAGCCCUGCGCCGAGGGAGUCGCUCUGUAGCAAGUUAAGAGCGACGGCGGACGAAGUGGGAUAAAGCGUCUACAGCAUCAGUUGUUCGAUAAUCAAAACAUCCUGUUUUGAAGAUGUUUUAUAAGAAAUAACCUGUGCCAUGAGGCAUGUUUAGUUUAUCAGCAUAAUUUUAUGCUCCAAUUUGUUUCCUUAUGGAAUAUUAGCAGGUUUUGAACCAGUGUAGGCAAUUUCAUUUAGACGGCCGUAACCACUGGCCUGUGCAACCGUACUGCAGGUAGACGCAGUCAAGUGCAUAUGCGGGACUCUUAGAUGUACGUUUAUGUCAGUGUGUGUUAGUGUGGCCAAGAGCCAUUGUGAUAGACCAGGUCAGAUAGGCAUGUUGCCCCCACAGCCACCCCACUCAGGUACCCAGCCGGGAAUCGUGGCACAGGAGUGAGUCAGUGUUUGUGUUGUGGUGUAACAUUGUGACAAAGACAACUAGUGUUUUAGAUGAAAAAACUUGACCAAAUGAGUGAAAAAAGUUUCAAAGAGACUAAUGCUGAAACUGAAAGGAAAGUGUGAAAACUUUUAACCCAGAACCGUGGUGGGUGGCAUCCGUCUGACCAGUGAGCCGAUUGGUGAAGUGUUCAUUGCAGGCCAGCCUUGCAUCUCUCCUCACCGCCUCUCUCGCAUUUUGUUCUGGAGACAUUGUAGCGUAAGGUCGAGAGAGAACUGACGGACCCCAGCAAUGCUGCUGGCUGGCUCAAGGGUGACGUGGGAGGUUCUUGUAUUGCCCCUAGUCCGUACUCUAAAUCUCUGGCUCUGAAAUGGAUGCUUCACUGUUUUUAUGUCUUUUUUACACAAUUAUUUAAUGUGACAUUUUUUUGAAAAUACUGUAUUGUCCAUUGCCAAUAUGUGAGAUGGCCAUUUGGGGGCUCUGUAGACUCCAUCAUAAUCCUAAACAGACUUGGUUGCUGGUUCUCAUGAGUUCCUUCUACUUGGUUACCUCAUGGCCGGACCUCAACAUGGCUGUUGUUCGUCAUAUAACCAUCAACAUAGUUGUUGGUGAUAUAUCACGGAGUUCCCUCAUUGUAUCGUAUGCUUAAGUAUUUUUUUUUUUUUAAAGUGCCAUUUGCAGUAAGACUAUCUGGUAGGACUGUGUCACGAGCUCAACCAACCAGCAUGACAUGGCAUCAAGAUCUACUGUUCUAGUGUGUUAUACUGCAACGUCUCUCACCUAGUACGCAUCUUUGUACAAAAAUAUUAAAUAUUAAUAUAGAA
This is a messenger RNA of Penaeus indicus, 4984 nucleotides long. It is a transcript of the gene gus, whose product is annotated as protein gustavus-like. NCBI's taxonomy places the organism in Eukaryota, Metazoa, Arthropoda, Malacostraca, Decapoda, Penaeidae. The coding region runs from base 2239 to 3648 and encodes 469 amino acids. The transcript has 8 exons. Gene Ontology annotation, cellular component: SCF ubiquitin ligase complex. The record is from RefSeq and is a predicted model, not a curated record. Gene Ontology annotation, molecular function: protein binding. Gene Ontology annotation, biological process: proteasome-mediated ubiquitin-dependent protein catabolic process.